Molecule: messenger RNA, 5784 nt
Organism: Haliaeetus leucocephalus (bald eagle)
Lineage: Eukaryota; Metazoa; Chordata; Aves; Accipitriformes; Accipitridae
Product: chromosome unknown open reading frame, human C8orf76
Exons: 6
Coding region: 594-1610 (338 amino acids)
Molecular function (GO): protein binding
Source: RefSeq, a predicted model, not a curated record
GGCCGCCCGGGUAGGGCGGGGGCGGCCUCGGCCCCCCUGACGGGUUUGUGCUGUGCCCGCAGUGGUUUCGCAGCGAGGCGGACGGCGGGGAAGGCGCCGGGGGGCUAACGGCCAGCAAGUUCCGGGCGGACUGGGCCUACCGGCAGCAGGAGUUUGAGGUAUUUCCAGGGCUCUGGCACGGCCUGGGGCCUGGGGCCUGGGCCGAGCCCGGGCCCUGGUCGGUGGAAGUUGCGGGGAUAUAAGCUGGGGUGAUCCUGUAGUCCCCGCCGUGCUGAGUGCGUGUGUUUGUGUAUUUAUGUAAAAAAGCCUCCCGGCUGAGGCACAGCCUGGGGGUGCUGGAGUCCGUGGCGGGUUACGUCCAGCUUGAUGGCUCCUCGUUUGUGCUGACAGCGUGACAGCCCCACGGGCAGUCACGGUGAGCUGGUGAAGAGCCGUCCUGCUGGCUGAGCUGCGGCCAGGCCACGAUGGGUAACUGUGCUCUGGCGAGCUCCCCCAGCCAGAUGACAUCUUUCCAGGAGUCAGCGUGAAGUCAGUGUAAACUGGCCAGAAAUGCUGCUCUGCGGCCAGAGCUGAUCCGGAUCAGGCUUGCGCAUAUGAGCGGUUCAGCGAAAGCCCUGUGUGAGUACUCGAACUGCUUACUAGUCUUACCUCCCAGUAACAUUGCAAUGAGACGAGAUGUCCAAGAGGGUCGGGCUCGGUGUUUAUGUCGCCUGGGAAGGCACAAGGAGGCUCUGGAUAUCGCAGAAAAAUUGAGAAACGGCGCUACUAACACAGAUCACUUAACAACGGUUCUCAACCUGCAGUUUGCCAUUUACCAGGGUCUGGAAAAUGUAGAAGAAAAGAUCACGUGUCUGCAGCAGCUGAUCUGCUUACAUCCUUUCAACCCUUGGUACUGGAAGUUACUUGCUGAAUCUUAUAUGAGCCUUUUACAGAGUUUGUCUCCAUUAGUGAUUCCAGAAACAAAUCUAUAUCAGUCUGAAGAGGUUAGUGUAAGUGAUAGUAGUUUCAAAACAUCAGCUGGAAGAGAGAUUAAUUUGCAGCCUCACAGAUCAGAUGGCCGGAAAGAAGGCCCUCGGUUCAGCCUUGCUACAGAAACAAAGAGGGAGAAUGCCGUGACUUGUAGCAGCAGCCAAGCUGUAAAAGAAUUCCUCUGCACUUCAGAAGAACUGGAAAGGAUGGAUGAAGGGAAUCGCACAGCCUCCGAGUCCUGGGAGCAGAACAUGUCGAAGAGAGUUGGGAUAAAGGCAUGUGCCUCGUUUAUUAGAGCAAGGCUUUUACUUCAACUUAUCCAGUUGCAACAGUCGUCCUUUGCACUAGAGAAUAACAUAAAAGGCCAAAAAGAAAUUGAUGGCAAGGUGGCACGACUUGGUUUCAAUGAAAACUCCUUGCUGUUGAUGACCAAGGUUAUGGGGCAGGAUCUUAUACCAGAGAAGCUAAAAGAGGAAUUUCAGGGUGAGGUAAAAUGCAUAGGCCCUUCAGCACUGUCAUCACUGGUAACUGCAUCAGCCACAGAAUUUGAAAUCAAAUGGUUCGGUAAUCUCCAAGAUGAUUUAUGUCACUUUGAUAGACAAUUCCAUUCAGAUAUAGGUCUCCCACCUUCGGUAACUUAAAGGUUUUGUUGUAUUUAUUCUCAUCUCUCCAAAUAAUUAUGGAAUGAUAUAUGCAAUAAAGUUAAUAUUACAUUUUUUAAGAAUUCUUAUUGUAUAUCUUUUAAGAAUAUAUGUAUAAAUCUCUGCAUUUAAACUCUUAACAUCUCAUCUUCUUCUUUGUUCACUGAUUUGUUUGUAUUUAAAGUAGUAAGGAAUCCGGAAUAAAAUCGAGCUUUCACUUCAGCUUUCAGAGGUAGCUUUCCAUCAUAAACCUCACCAUGUUGUGAUUGGAGCACCUGUGAUUUUUUGAGGUCUGCAAUGCCAGUGGGGUGGAAGGCUUCCUUUAUGAUGUCCAGUUUGAAAGUUUCUUGGUGUCAAAUUCUAUGUUGUUGCAUUUAGACCCAUGGAAUUAGCCAUUUUCUUAAUUAAUUUUUUAAAUAUUUCUUGAUUAAGUGACAUUAUAGUGAUUUAUUGUUCAGAAAUGGAUAGCUAGGAUUCUUAAAUAUAUUUAUGCUGAGAAAUUGUCAAUAAGAAUAAUUCCAUAUGUUUUAGGAAAAAAAUCUAAGUGGCAAGUAUUGAACCUAGAACUGGAAGGAGAUUUUCUUUCUUCAAAGCUAAGAGUUUUUAGGAGGCGUAGAACUAGCUAUAGUCUUGUCUUCAAUGUGCUUAGAUGAGGGAGGAGAAAAACUGUCAACGUUGUUUAUAUGCACUGAAGAGUGUUUAGUCAGAUCAUACCCUUUGUAAAACCCUGCAAGGAAGAAGAUCUUUGCUGUGAAAACUGGCAGUGUUGUUUCUGCAUCAUACAGCUCCUUAUGUUAUGCUUUCAGUUGAUAAUGACACCACUUUGCUUUACUUUCUGAAGCAUCAAUGCUACGUGCUUUGGGCUUCUACAGAAAAAGGCAGAGAUUAUCCUGUAGUUUCUUUUGCUUGAAAUAAUUUACAUUUGAGGCAAACAAGGUGUGUUCUUCCCCCAUCUUCUCUUAAACUGAGACAUAAAUUCUUCAUAGCAUUUUGUAAAAGUGUUCUUUAAUGGAUAUAGUUUAAAACCAGGAAUCUCUUAGAUGUAAUUUGCUGUGACUUUUCUUCAUGUUUUCCUGUGUUUUCUUUCUGAAGUACUAAAGAGUGCUGAAACUUUAAAUAACUCACAAUUGAAUGGUAAUUCACCACAUGCAAACACACUUUGUAUCUGCUACAUUUAGGUGAAUUUUAAAGCUUUAAGAUACUGGUUAGGGAACCUGUGACUAACCCUUGGUAUGGUAUAGCCCUCUGCCAAGUUGGCUGUGAAACCUCUCCGGAAAAAUGGAAUAUCGCCUUCAGCCAUGUCAAAUUAUCUUUGAUAGUUUGGUGACUUAAUGCGAUUAAACCACAUCCUGGUCAGCUUGUUACGAAAGAUGAUGACUUGGCAAGUAUACUUGGGUAAGCAUUAACACACUCAUAAUGUAUUACAGAAUAUUUGGUUUAGUCAUGCGUGUGCUUUGCUAGGUGGAAAUUUUUGUGUGUGUGUGUAGAGCACUAUAUUUGGAUGGCAGCGAAGCCUGCCUGAAGGGCUGGAGAUGCUUUUAAGACUAACUGGUGUCAUAAGUUUUCAGUAGAGCCUGUCCAUAACGUGCUGUAAAUUAAUUACAAUGUUGGCAUCAACAGUAGAAUGUCUUACAGCACAGAUAUAGCAAACAUGGAAAGCUUAAUGCCAAAUAUGUCAGCAGUAUGUCUCCCGGUUUCCUCUUAAACUUAAGGUCAUGAGUACCCACAUAAAAAGGCUAUAAUUUGUUUUGCCACAGCUCUCGAGUAGGUUCAGUAGUUAGGACACCAGAAAACAGCUUUUGUGGAACCAGGUCUGUAUAGAUAUUUAAUGGGAACUUGCCAAAUGAUUUGGCUCCACAAUUUAGAAGGUGGAAAUGGCAUUGGAGCUGUUUUAGCAGCAAAUUAAAUACUUGCCAAAUGUUGUCAUUUUGUGGCUGAGAUGUCCGAAAUACACAGGGGCUAGCCAAGGUGAUUUGGAAACAUUUGCUGUGUGUGCAGAUUGUCUGACUUGAGGUUGUCUCUUAGACUGGGAACAUAACGGUUAGCUCUCUACUGGCUCCAGGAGUGGAAGGCAAGUGGCAGUUCUUAAGAACAGGCAGUAUUUUUCUCAAAUGUAACAAUAAAGCAAAAAUGUUGUUUUCUUUGCCGUAGUUAAAACCAACAUGAAUGUUGUUCUGAAUGUGUUGCAUAGUUACUGUUCCAAAUAACCAGUGUUUAUUGCACUGGGGCUAUGAAAUACUCCUUUGUCCCACUUGUGCCUGGCUAUCUCUCAUCUCAGCUACUUCAAUUCCUCCUUUUUUGGCCUGCUUCUCACUUUUUUAGCAUGCCACUUCUAACUCUAGUUUUCUGGUUUGGAUCAUAUCUCAUGAGGGGCUUAGCAUUCCCAUCUUGCAUUUGAAUGCUUCAUCGUUGCUUCUAUGUUCUGCAUAAUUCUACAUCUGCCUGUAAUAGAUUUCUUCAUUUUUUGGCUCUUAUGAUAUUAUUAUUGGUAUUAGUACAUGAACUGGUAUUCCACGCUGAGUUAAAUAGCAAAUUUUAGUAUUGCAAACUGCAAGUGAGAUUCCAUGAAUUGUUACUGAGGUUUUAUUUUGUUAUUUUAACACUUGCUUGUGUUACAGACGCUUCGGGAAGGACCCUCUGACCCUGGUUCUGAAGCUUCUGAAACGAUUGCUGUGUACAAACACAAUCUAGUUGUGUGUCUUGAUAUUGAGUGUUUGAACAGUGCUGGUUUUGAGGCAAUGUUAUUGUAAAAAUGAGUAUGGGAAUAGUCUUAAGAUCACUCAUAAGGAAUCAAGAGUUAUAACAUGGGGUCCUGCUUGUGCACGCAGCUGAGAGGGACCUUUACUGCUGGCAAUAACAAAAGGGUUUUAGCUAGUGCCUGCUUCUCCUGCCCUCUUUCCAGUACCUGCACACAAAAUAGAAGAAAAGAAAAAUGCAAGCAAAUCCAUUUUGGUAACAAUUUGGCGACCCAGGUGGGACUCUGCGGGUUCCCGACCUGUUGAGUGUGGUGGUGGCAUAUGACACAGCCAGUGCUGGGUGAGUUCCCUGAUUGCCCUUGUGGGAUCCGCAUUCCCUGGGGAGGUACUAAAACUGUGGGCAGCAUCAGUCAUGGGGGGUUCAACAGAUAAGGUAAAACAGGGUUCGCCGCUGGCAGAAAUUCUGGGAAACUGGAAGAAAAUUGACGGUCCUUUAGGACUCAGUGAAGCUUGAACUGUAGUUCUCUGUUGGGAUGAGUGGCCAGCAGGAACUCGGGACGGGACACCCCCUGUGCCCUGGCCCCUGGGAGGUGUAUUUGAUGUGAGUAAGGUGACCUUCCUGCCUCAUAUGCGAUAUGCGAUAAGGCGGAAUUGCCUCAUAUGGUAAAUCCAUGCUGACUACUUCCCAUCGCCGCCUUGUCCUUCACAGGACAACUUGGAAGUUGUUUCCAGGAUCUGUUGCUCCAUCGCUUCCCCAGGGACAGAGGUGCAGCUGGCAGGCCUAGCAAGGGUCAUGGAAGGGGGCUGCAUGGGACUGUGGUGUGCAAUGGUCCAGGAAGGAGGAAAGCCUGGGUGCUCUUUAUUUUCUAGGAGGAGCAACGGGGGCAGACCAGGGCAUGUUCUUUUUUUGCAAAAAAAGCAGGCUGUUGAAGAAGCAUUCAGUGAAAUGCUCCCAAGGAGCACAAGCAGCAAGCACAGGGGAUGUCCUGGAGCACGUGCUCCUCUGGGUGCUUUCUGCGUGAGCAGCAAUUGCACACAAAGUGUGCUCCACUAGCAGUUGUACAGCUGGGCAAGAGGCUUCGCACUCAGAGGUGCCUUGAUGGGGAACGCUCGCAGGACACCAGCAGAAGCACCUCAGCCAGAAGACCUGCAGGGCCGGUUUGGGCUGGGGAAGGGAUGCGGGGACACUCUGGAAAGCCCUGGCCAAGCCCAGCCUAUUCAUUCAGCUUACUGCCAGAGUGCGAACGCAGGGGCAGCAGUGGGUUCGAGGUGCCCUGCAAACAUCCUUUCCUGGCACGUGAGCGAUGCCUGCGCGGAGGGUCCCUUGGGCAGUGCCACUUAGUUUGGCUUUGCUCUCUGCUCCCCACGGUGAGGACAUGCACAGCCACCAGCCCUGACAGGAGCGUCCCCAUCGCUGCCAACAGCAGUGGUGCUCUGACAUGGCAGAGUUGCCCUCCAGAAAGCCCCAGGGGCCUUAU